This is a messenger RNA of Rubroshorea leprosula, 607 nucleotides long. NCBI's taxonomy places the organism in Eukaryota, Viridiplantae, Streptophyta, Magnoliopsida, Malvales, Dipterocarpaceae. The record is from the annotation of a GenBank genome assembly.
GCUUGCGCUUGACUCCGCGGUGAGGUCCCACACAUCGAACGCCAGCUUGUUUGUCUCCACAAUCGAGGAGUAGGAGCUAAUGUUAAACAUCUUGACGAGCAGAGAGGAGUCAGAUUUGACAUUUGAGAGCAAUCAGUGCCUGGGCUCCUGCCAUGCCGAUUCCGGUUGGCUUGAUGACCCACGCAAUCCAAUCCUCCGGGACGCUGGCGCUGCCUCGAACGCGACGAGAGGGAGGAGUUAGAGGCAUUGUAGUUAUAGUGGAGGAUGGCGUUGACAGUGGGGAGAUUGAUGCUGUUGGCGAACGUCUUCUGGAUGUUCGAUCGGCAGCGCUUCGGGCGGGUCUGUUAAGGAACAGGCGGGUGACAUUAGAGAAACCCAGAAGGAGUGGAAUAAGAUCAGAGACGGAAAGGUCGUGGAUGCCAUUGCUGUACUCAGUGGAAGGCAAUAGCGAUGUGGAGCCCGUGGAGCAAGUGGAGCAAUAAAUAGAUAGUGAAAACACUAAAAUGGAAUUUAAACUUUAGGAAAAUGAUUAUAUCCUCUGUUUAAUACAUUGUAUAAUAUAUUGUAUAAUACAUUUUGAUUCAACAAUUAAAAUUUAUUGUUAAAA